CCACAGCGUCCCUCGUUGCGUCAGAGCUCAGCCGGAGCGGGCAACGGACGGUCCUGACGCACAGCUGGACAACAGCGGAAACUUUCAGUGCUGGAAGCCAGCGAGGAACUCGUAAUUAUUCACCGAGGAUCAGGCCAAUUAGUGGAACUCUGCUGGAAUAUUGAUCAUCUUUGAGCACACCACUACACCGCGGACAAACGGAGUCAGACCCACGCUGCCAUGCCCGGAGCAAGACCCCAUGUGUGGAUGUGCGUGAACAUGUGUGCGUGAGCGCCUUUAAGUGUGUGUUUUUAGACUGCUUGAGUGAGCGAACAUCUUGCUGUGUGAGUGUGAGUGUGAGUGUGAGGAUGAGGGCCGUCACCGCUCUGCUGUGUCUCCUGCUGGUCGCCCAGGUCGGAGCCUCUAGAUUGGUCCGCGACACCCAGGGCAGCCCCCAAGCUUCAGAAACGUCCAAGAACAACGCCUCUGUCCCGCUUCCGCCCCCACAGCCGCGAGGCUUCUUCCCCCCCAUGUGCAUUAAGCCUACGGAGAUCAAGCACGCCUUCAAGUAUGUGAACACCAUCGUGUCCUGCCUGAUCUUUGUGGUGGGGAUCAUCGGCAACUCAACGCUGCUCAGGAUCAUAUAUAAGAACAAGUGUAUGAGGAAUGGACCCAAUGUCCUGAUCGGCAGCCUGGCUCUGGGGGACCUGCUUUAUAUUAUCAUCGCCAUUCCCAUCAAUGUGUUUAAGUUAAUAGCCGAGGACUGGCCGUUUGGCGUGUACGUCUGUAAGUUGAUGCCGUUCAUCCAGAAAGCUUCAGUUGGUAUCACCGUCCUCAGCCUGUGUGCCCUCAGUAUUGACCGCUACCACGCUGUGACCUCAUGGAGCAGGGUGAAGGGGAUGGGGAUCCCUCUGUGGAAAGCAGUGGAGGUGACUCUGAUCUGGCUGGUUGCCGUGGUGCUCGCGGUCCCUGAGGCGCUGGCAUUCGACAUGCUGGAGAUGCCGUACAGAGGCAACAAGCUGCGUGUGUGUCUGCUGCAUCCAGAACAGACGAGCAGCUUUAUGAAGUUCUACCAGGAUGUGAAAGACUGGUGGUUGUUUGGCUUCUAUUUCUGCCUCCCACUGGCCUGCACAGCAAUCUUCUACACACUCAUGUCCUGCGAGAUGCUCAGUCGCAAAAAAGGCAUGCGCAUCGCACUCAACGACCACAUGAAACAGCGGAGGGAAGUAGCGAAGACGGUGUUCUGCCUCGUGUUGAUUUUCGCUCUCUGCUGGCUGCCCCUUCAUCUCAGCCGUAUUCUGAAGAAAACAAUCUACGACCAAAAUGACCCCCACCGCUGUGAACUGCUCAGCUUCCUGUUAGUGAUGGAUUACAUCGGCAUCAACAUGGCCUCCCUAAACUCCUGCAUCAACCCGAUUGCCCUUUACUUUGUCAGCCAGAAGUUUAAAAACUGCUUCCAGUCUUGCCUGUGCUGCUGGUGCUACAGAACGUCUCCCCUGGAUGAGCGAGGUUCAGGAGGACGCUGGAAGGGCUCCUGUCACGGGAACGGACUAGACCGCUCCAGCUCCCGCUCCAGUCAGAAAUACACAAGCUCUUCAUAAACACACACACACACACUUAGACACACACACACACACACACACACACACACACACACACACACACACCUCUACUGCCAAACCCAUGUUCCCAUUAGCUCCCAUCACGGAGGAACAGCUGCCACUGCCAACAGACCAAUGAGGAGGGAAAAUGGAGCGAGGUAGAAGUCACUCCUUCAGGACUCCCAGCGGACUGAAAGACUGAUAAAAAAACAAAAGGACGGACCCAAACUGAUGAAUGAAAUAACCGGACUGUACCUGUUCAGACUGUAACACUAGCUGCCAACACUUAUGAUGGAACCAAGCCUACAUGAAUCUGUUCAUACUGCGACACUGAGGCUUGUGUUCAGCGGACUAAAAGUCUCUCCGUGGACCAACAUUGUCAAUACAUUUAUAAAGAAUGUUUAUUACGAUACUACGAUUAUAUCUAGCCGUAGUGCUUCAUGUAUGAAUAACAGCUUUGAUAAGACUACAUGUUGAAGCUUUAAUACCUCACAGGGAAAGAUAGAGGGAAACUGUGACCCUGAGUUAUUUUCUAAAAGAUUUUUUUCAUGUAUAAAAAUGCACAAAUGUGCCUCUGCAUAUAAGCACAAUCAAAAGCUGAUUGUCUGACAAUCAACAUGUAUACAACUGCUGAGCUCCCCGACGCCCAUGUGCCCUAGUGACAUCAUGCCAGAGAAAAAUGGGCCCCACUGUCAUGUGGAAGGCCAAUUGUCGGAAUCUUUUUUCAGUCUGGAAAUCAUCGCCGUUUCAAAUCAUGUGGAGGCCAGCUGUUGUCUGAGAACACUGACAAAUACCAGAUGAUUCCCAUCAUGCUACACAGAAGAGAUCAUUUAUUAGUAAUUUUAUUGUUGCGGUAUUCAUUUUGUUGUACGUGUUUCCACUGUAUAUAAAGUCUUAACCUGUCUCUUACAAUUUAGCCUCUAUUUUUUUUAAGGAAAUAUCAAAAAAACAUGAGACGCUUGUUUCAUCUUCUAACAUGAGGUUAUUUUUUCCAAAUAUUUCUCCUUCAUCAGUGUGUGGUCAUGUUACAAAGAUGAUCUGGCGACUGGAAACUACUUGUAAGAGCUGUUUGAAAAAUGUUUUUAGCGGGGGUAACGUUUCUUCAACUGUGGAAUGGUCAUAGAAAUGAUUUACAUAUAUAGUCGUUUUAUAUUAGUCGUUUCCAUUCAAUAUAAUCCAGGUAGAAUUCAGGAUCUUGAAUGUGUGAAAUUUGUGGGCUAAAGAAGGAUCUAAUCUUGAGAAAUGAAAUAUGUGGGCUGCAGCACAGGAAGACAAAUGUGUUCCUAAGAUUUCAUAAUAACUGUAGAGUUAGUACACCUGUAGCUUGAGAAAACUGCUCAGUAAUCACGUACUUGUGACACAUUUUGUCAUAAUCGCAAAACAAAAACUUUUUACACAAUGUCUGGCUCUUUAAAAAGUCAGACAUGAGAAUGAAAAAAAAACUGCAGAUUACAAUUCAUUGUAAGAAAACUUAAAAACCUAAAGGAAUCAAAAUAUUUUACAGUGACAGUAGUGAGAGUAUGUACUUAUGAUAAAAGCACAAGAUGAAUCUGUUUUUUUGGCUCUUAGUAUCGUGAUAUGGUGAUGAAAACCUCCCAUAUUCUGAGUUCUCUAUAUCAAAGUGAAGAGCAAAUGUGUCCUCUUUCAAAUCCAUAUUUGCUGAAAAACCAGACAAGGUGUUGGUUCAACCUGAAGCAUUUAAAAAAAGAUUCAAGCAACGUAUACAUUUUCCGACAACAUAUUUCCAUCCUCCUCAAAUCAACUGAUCACGCAGUAUGUGACUCAUACAGUAACUCAUCAUAUGUGUUUAUGCUAUCGUCCCCGUUUUUAGCUACAUGUAGAGGCAAAUGUGUACUGGAAGGUCUGAGCGGCUUUGUGAACAAGUCAAGACUAAUUUGACGUUGAAGAUCAAAUGUAAUGUGAGUACUGGCCCUGAUGUUUUGACUUGCAUUGUAUACUACUUAUUUGUUGAGAGUAAACCUGUAAUAAAUAUUAUUUUAUAGCA
Molecule: messenger RNA, 3585 nt
Organism: Perca fluviatilis (European perch)
Lineage: Eukaryota; Metazoa; Chordata; Actinopteri; Perciformes; Percidae
Product: endothelin receptor type B-like
Exons: 8
Coding region: 348-1580 (410 amino acids)
Biological process (GO): enteric nervous system development; regulation of blood pressure; G protein-coupled receptor signaling pathway
Cellular component (GO): membrane
Molecular function (GO): endothelin receptor activity
Source: RefSeq, a predicted model, not a curated record